GGGAAGUCGGGCGCUUUAUCUUCGUCUGCAGUGGGGCUGGCUGCGUUGCUGGCGUGGGGAGUCCGGAGAGCGGCCGGGAGCUAACCUUCCCGCCAGCCGCGCUGUGACGGCUUGUCGGCGUUGCCCUCCUUGCUGAGGCCCCAGCUGCCGGGCUCGGGCCCCAGGCGACACAAUGGUGGGUGAAGAGAAGAUGUCGCUGAGAAAACGGCUGUCAAAGUCCAGUGAAGAUGCUGAGGAAAAGGAGGAAAGACAGGGAGACCGUUCGGAGGAGCCCCUGGAGAUACUGAGUAAUGGUCGGAAUGACUUAAAACAGUUGAUAGCCAAGAAGAUACAACUGACAGCAGAGGCAGAGGAAUUGAAGCCAUUUUUUAUGAAGGAAGUUGGCAAUCACUUUGAUGAUUUUGUGACCAAUCUCAUUGAAAAAUCUACGUCAUUAGACAAUGGAGGUUGUUCUCUGACAUCCUUUUCUGUUCUUGGAGAGAACCACCACAGAGCUAAAGAUCAGAGAGCGCGUCCAGAACAUGGAAAGAUUUUUGUUAUCAGGCGAUCUCUCUUAGAUGAGCUGUUUGAGGUGGACCAUAUCAGAACAAUAUAUCACAUGUUCAUUGCCCUCUUCAUUCUCUUCAUCCUCAGCACACUUGUGGUAGAUUACAUUGAUGAAGGAAGGCUGGUGCUUGAUUUCAAUCUCAUGUCUUACGCUUUUGGCAAAUUUCCCGUUGUUAUAUGGACAUGGUGCACCAUGUUCUUAUGUACACUUUCAGUUCCCUAUUUCCUGUUUCAACGCUGGGCCAGAGGGUAUCACAGGAGUUCUCAUCCAGUGGUCUAUUCUCUCUUAUAUUGCUUCCUUUUUGUGGUCUUCCAGACUGUAGUGUUAGGUUUUGGACCACCUUAUGUUGUGCUAGCAUAUACACUGCCACCAGCUUCCCGGUGCAUUAUUAUACUUGAACAGAUUCGUUUGAUAAUGAAGACCUAUUCGUUUGUCAGAGAGAAUGUGCCUCGGGUACUAAAUUCAGCCAAGGAGAAAUCAAGCACUGUUCCAAUACCUACAGUCAACCAGUACUUAUAUUUCUUGUUUGCUCCUACACUCAUCUACCGUGACAACUAUCCCAGGACUCCCAGUGUAAGAUGGGGUUAUGUGGCUAUGCAGUUUGCACAGUUUUUGGGAUGCCUUUUUUACGUGUACUACAUCUUCAAAAGGCUCUGUGGCCCCUUGUUUCGGAAUAUCAAAGAGGAGCCCUUCAGCGCCCGUGUUCUGGUCUUAUGUGUAUUUAACUCCAUCUUGCCAGGUGUGCUGAUACAGCUCCUUAUUUUUUUUGCCUUUUUGCACUGCUGGCUCAAUGCCUUUGCUGAGAUGUUACGCUUUGGUGACAGGAUGUUUUAUAAGGAUUGGUGGAACUCCACAUCCUACUCUAACUAUUACAGGACCUGGAAUGUGGUCGUCCAUGACUGGCUAUAUUACUAUGCUUACAAAGACUUUCUCUGGUUUUUCACUAAGAAGUUCAGGUCGGCCGCCAUGCUGGCCGUCUUUGCCGUGUCUGCCGUCGUGCACGAGUAUGCCUUGGCUCUCUGCUUGAACUUUUUCUACCCUGUGCUCUUCGUGCUCUUCAUGUUCUUUGGAAUGGCUUUCAACUUCCUUGUCAACGAUAGUCGGAAAAGGCCAAUUUGGAACGUUUUGAUGUGGGCUUCCCUUUUCACGGGCCACGGAGUCAUCCUGUGCUUUUAUUCUCAAGAGUGGUAUGCACGUCAACGCUGUCCUCUGAAAAAUCCCACAUUUCUGAAUUAUAUCCAGCCCCAUUCCUGGACUUGUCGCUACACGUCUUAGAAGCUGGGACUUUGUUUCCUUCCUUGACACUGAAGACUGAGUAUGUUCUACCUGAUUUGGGGCCAGCAUCUGUUUCCAGUCAUUCCUGAAGUCACGUAUGUCAUUUGGACCACUGCAGGCUUACAGAGCUCCCUCCAUUCAUAGGUCACCUGAAGCUGAGCUGUUGGAAGUUUACUGGAUGCUCGUACACUUGAGCAAUUCUUAAUUUUUUCCUUUUUGGGAGAAGGGAGACUUACAGUUGAUUUAAUAACAGAUUUUUGCUGGGUCAUAAUGGCUUUAAAUCUCAGACAUUCUGUUUUGUUUCUUAACUCCAUCUAAUCAGAGACUAAAUAUUAUGUUUUCUUGGCCACUGAAUUAGCCAAAACACUGAUGAAGAAAUCAUUUAAAUGCCUCUGACUCAGAAAUUUUGACAUGUACACUGUUGGAAUGUAUGCUAAAUAACCAUUCAGUUGGGCAAGAAAAUAAUGUGGAAUGUUUUGCUAUUUCUAGUAGAAAGAGAGAAAAAUACCUGUUUUUCCAAAGAUAAUCUUGUUACACAUCCUAAUUUGUGGGAUUUAGUUCACUUCUAUUUAACUUUUAUCUUGUUUUUGUUGUACAGUGUAGGUCAUGGUAUUUGUGAAGCAAAAUUAUCCCUUUGACCUUGAAUUCUUGAGUUUGCAUCCAUAAUAUUAUGUAUUGAGGGGAACAGAAGUAGGAGGGGAAAAAGAAAAAAGUGGCACAGGACAAAGGAAAAUAUUUUCUCUUAAUACCUUUUGAAGUAAUUUUUUAAAAGAACUUGCAGAAUCAAUCAUUUGUUUAAAUUAUUUUAUUGUGGUACUUGUGUGGAAGAUAACUUUUUUAUUGUUUAUUAAACUGUAAGAUAAUAACUUCUUUGAAGUUACUUAGAAGUAACCUUUGGUAUAGUUAUUUUAUUGUCUAAUAAAUACUGAUUUGAAUUAUUUUGCAGACUAGUAAGUCUGUAACAUUAAGUAUUAAUCACCAUUAAUAUUAAACUGAAUAUUAAAGAUCCAGCAACUGGCUUCUGCAUUUGAUCAAUUAUUAUACUUUUCAUGGUAGUAUACUUUAGGUGCAACAAAUUAAUAUGUGAUCAUUUGCAAGAAAAUGUACUUUAUAAAGUGUGAUGUUCCCAUGUUAUAAGAUGUCUAUAGCUAAUACAGUGUGGUGUGUAGGGCUGGUUUUGGUUGCUUGUAUAGGUAUGAUUAUAUUUGUCAAGAUUGAGCUUUGGAAGGGAUAUUGGACACCAUAUUCAACUUUCCACACAUAGAAGUGAGAUUUAAGAAUUACCCAAAAUAUUUUUGUUAUUUGGAGCAGUCACCUUGAGAAGCUGUCUUGGUGUUCUAGCAGCCCUCCUGCUAUCCAGAAGGUUUUGGGAAAUUUUUGCAAAUUGUUUUAGUCAGUUUGAAUCUCACAAGAAGGUAAGUAGAGUUCCUGCAUAGUCACAACUUAGUUUGCACCACAAGUACCCAGCUUAGUCACCUUUUUUGUUUUCCAUACUUUUCAUCCAGUUGAGUGUAGGCAGAUCCAGACUCAACAGACCAAAGUGUACCUCGAAGAAGGUUAUUUUUAAAAAGCUACUUCCCCGUGUCCCCAAACAGUAAUUAUUUGUACAGCGGUAUUGUGCUUGCAAUGGAAUAACCUCUAAAUAAGCCUGCUUUAAUAUAGCUUGUAACUUCUGGCAUUUUGAUUAAAAAUUAAAAUGAAUCAGUCACUUGAAUUUUUAACUACAUUUUAAAUUGAGUGAGCUGAGAAAAACAGACUGGUCUAAACAGAUUGGGCUAUGAGUAAGCAAAUGGAAUUCUGAAGUUUACUACAUUUUCUGUUAAGUACUGUAAAUGUGCGGUCUCACUGGGAGGAUUUCGUUGCUCUGUACUGAUUCUGAGUACUGUAUUUAUUGGACUGAUCAAGAAAACCUCUUUGUCUUCUC
Molecule: messenger RNA, 3746 nt
Organism: Camelus dromedarius (Arabian camel)
Lineage: Eukaryota; Metazoa; Chordata; Mammalia; Artiodactyla; Camelidae
Gene: SOAT1
Product: sterol O-acyltransferase 1
Exons: 16
Coding region: 173-1822 (549 amino acids)
Biological process (GO): cholesterol efflux; cholesterol metabolic process; cholesterol homeostasis
Cellular component (GO): endoplasmic reticulum membrane
Molecular function (GO): cholesterol O-acyltransferase activity; fatty-acyl-CoA binding; cholesterol binding
Source: RefSeq, a predicted model, not a curated record